Messenger RNA from Anguilla anguilla (European eel), 8637 nucleotides. It is a transcript of the gene stx1b, whose product is annotated as syntaxin 1B. The record is from RefSeq and is a predicted model, not a curated record. Gene Ontology annotation, biological process: vesicle fusion; exocytic insertion of neurotransmitter receptor to postsynaptic membrane; intracellular protein transport. The transcript is spliced from 10 exons. Bases 282 to 1148 code for a protein of 288 amino acids. Lineage: Eukaryota; Metazoa; Chordata; Actinopteri; Anguilliformes; Anguillidae. Gene Ontology annotation, cellular component: endomembrane system; SNARE complex; plasma membrane. Gene Ontology annotation, molecular function: SNARE binding; SNAP receptor activity.
UUUUUUUGCAGCAUCAGUACCGCGCGCUCGUAUCACAUUCAUUCGCUGGACACGGAGCGCGCUGCGGGACCACACUGCACCGCUUCGGAGGACCCACAAGCACCGUAUACGGGGGGAUAGAGGAAGGAAAAAAAAGGACAGCGAGGGUUCAUUGGGGAAAAGGAACCCCGAAAGACGAAUAUCAGCAGAAAAAUAUAAGAGACGGACACUAGGAAAAGAAGAAAACGGACGAGGCUGCGAAAUCCAAGCGAUAAUAUUUUAGCCGACACGGCGGGGAAACAAUGAAGGACCGUACGCAGGAACUACGAAGUGCUAAGGACAGCGAUGACGAUGAAGAGGUUGUCCACGUUGACAGGGACCAUUUUAUGGAUGAGUUCUUUGAACAGGUGGAGGAGAUCCGAGGCUGUAUAGAGAAGCUGUCGGAGGAUGUGGAGCAGGUGAAGAAGCAGCACAGCGCCAUCCUGGCGGCGCCGAACCCUGACGAGAAGACUAAGCAGGAGUUGGAGGAUCUUACUGCUGACAUCAAGAAGACGGCCAAUAAAGUGCGCUCAAAAUUAAAAGCAAUUGAGCAGAGCAUCGAACAGGAGGAGGGGCUGAACAGAUCGUCAGCAGACUUGAGGAUCCGUAAGACACAGCACUCCACGCUGUCGCGCAAGUUCGUGGAGGUGAUGACCGAGUACAACACCACGCAGUCCAAGUACAGAGACCGCUGCAAGGACCGCAUCCAAAGGCAGCUGGAGAUCACUGGGAGAACAACCACCAAUGAGGAGCUAGAAGACAUGCUGGAGAGUGGCAAGCUUGCCAUCUUCACCGAUGAUAUCAAAAUGGACUCCCAGAUGACCAAGCAGGCGCUGAACGAGAUCGAGACCCGCCACACCGAGAUCAUCAAGCUGGAGAACAGCAUCCGCGAGCUGCACGACAUGUUCGUGGACAUGGCCAUGCUGGUGGAGAGCCAGGGUGAAAUGAUUGACAGAAUUGAGUACAACGUGGAACACUCAGUGGACUACGUGGAGCGGGCUGUGUCCGACACCAAGAAGGCUGUGAAAUACCAGAGCCAGGCCCGCAAAAAGAAGAUCAUGAUCAUCAUCUGCUGUGUGGUCCUGGGAGUCGUCUUGGCGUCCAGUAUCGGAGGAACGCUCGGCUUUUAGAAACAAGGAACCCCGACAGAAAAACUCAAAACAAAACGGCAGAUAAGAAAACCAUUAAAAGCAGGGGUGGGUGGGACUUCAACUACAGACACACAAACAGACAUAAAAAAUAUAUAUAAUAGCAGACAAAAUAAAUAUUAAACAAAAAGAGGGUUAUACAAAUAAAACGCAAAACUUAUUAUGUACAUGUAAAUGUAUUGAACAUAAGAAACAGCACAUGGUUUAGCUAUCUGUAAAAAAAAAAAAAAAAAAAAAGAUAUUACAGAAAAAAAAAACAUUUUUUUCUUAUUUUUUAAUAGUUUCUCUCUUUUGGGGGGAUCUCCAGGACAGUGCUAGUAACUGCUAAAUUCCGUGUGUUUCCAGGAACGUUUUCAGGUCCGUAGUUUAGAUUAAGGCACAAAACCAGUACGGGAACUGGAACGGAUAGUAUAAAUUGUAUAAUUCCAUAAAUAUCGACGAUCUUGUUUGAUCUGAAGGAAGCGUGGGGGGGGGGGGGGGGGGGGGCUUUGGGGUGGGCUGCAAUCCUUUCGGGGGUUUUUGAAAAGUGCAUUUUACCGUGCGCGGUUGGGGCAGAGGGCUGCGCCCCCUCCUGGCAGGUGUGUGUCGCACGCGCUAAGACGGAAACUGAAGCUUUCACGCACGCUUGACUUGAAACUGUGUCAUUUUCCCACAGUACGGAAAGAGAAGGAGCUCUGCCUAACAAGCACACACCCAUGGCACUGUUGGAGAAGCAAAUUAGGUUCAAGAUUACUCGACUCGAACCCCCCCCCCCCCCACUGGGGUACGCUGCUAGGGCUGUCUCUUUGUGAAGGCCCUUGCCCCUCACAACUUCGAUAACCGUCCGUUGUAGUGAAACCUCCCCAGUGGUGUAAGACAAACAAACCGGGAAAAAAAACACGUUAAAUAUACAUAAAUUUUAAAACUGAGCUGACUCCGUAGGCCAGCGGUGGAUAGCGAGACAGGAACUGAGCGGGGAAAUGCACCAAUGUGAUCUCAAAAACCCAAGAAUGGCAAGAUCUGUUUUACCGAUGACAAAAAAGAAAGGAUAAAAGCAGAUUAAAAGGAAGAGGGGGAAUGGUCUUGAAGGAAAGAGGAGCAGAGAAAAGAGGGAAGAGUAUUUUUAGCUGACGACACUGUUCUAUAGAUUUUUCUAAAAAUGAAGAAAAAAUAAAAAAGAAGAAAAAAUUAAAACAAAAAGAGGUGAAUCUCAAAAGCUGAAAUUGUAGCUUGGAGGUUACUCGUUUGGAGGCUCUACGUUUGGAGGUGUAUUAUUCCCACGUUUUUUCGGAAGUGAAAGUUAGUUUUUCAGUGGUUGUGUAGUGUCUGAUGUGUCCUGUGGUAUAUAUUCUUUUCUCAGUACUGUCACCUUUACUGUGUACUUCUGGCUCUGUUCUGCUUUUCAAUCUUUCCUUUAUUAAAGACACAAAAUUAACUAGAAAAUCGACAAAAACGCAAAAAAUGAAGACUCAAAAUAUCUCAAAUGUGAAUUUCUUUUUUCAGAAAAAAAAGAAGAAAAAAAUUAGUAAUGGGCCAGAGGCUUUUCUGGGUUUGGGUUAAACCACCAGAUAAGAUUCAGCAAACUCAAAAAUAAAUCCCAACUUUCACCCUCAAAAACCAGUGCUUUUCUUCUAUGUUCAUGAACUUUUUGAGAAUUGUUUAUGUGCACAAAUAAAGAAAUGCUAUAAAUAUAUAUAUUCACCGAUAUUAAAGUAGAUUUCAUAUGCGUAGCUUUUUGCCUUUCAAAGAGACAGACAAAUAUACAUUUAAAUGCUGCUACCAGUAUUUGGAGGUUUUUGAAACAUAUCAAAGCAUCUACAGAGCAUCUAUAUAAUUUGUCCUUACAAUUGUAAUUUGCAAUUUAAGUAAUGAAUUUGACUAAAUUAAAACAUUUAUUUUACAAUACGUACAUCACCAGUAUAUGACACACACAUAUAAAACGCACAUUUUUAGUAAAUGCGACAUUGUGCACAUUCAUCAUUUUCAAAUGUAGUCUAACAUUCAGACUUUUAGAAUUUAUUUUUUUUUCCUAUGAAACACGAAACGUUUGACCGUGGAGGUGAACAUGGCUACGGUCAUCUGCACGUAGGAACGUAAGGCAUGUGGUAGACCGUGUCUGAACCCGACCCCUUCAGCUACUUGCUGCACUCUGAAAAACAUAGUACUGUUAAUCCAAAGAUAACGCAAGCAUGAUAGAAAGUAAGGAGAUUAAAAAAGUGAAUCCUGACCUUUGUAAAGCAUGUGAAGACCCCGUUGCGACAGAGAGAGACUGUUUAUAUAAGAAAACUGAUCUCCAUUUUGGAUAGCCAUGGUGUCAUUGCUGCUCAUCGAGUAAAACAAAAUAAUAAUAAUAAUAAUAAAGUUAAUUAUGAAUUUAAAGUUGAAUUCCAGCAAAAAUGGGUUAGAUUUAAUUCUCACGGUGUACUUUAUAUGUUUGAGUCAUUCCGAAUAUUUUUGCUAUUGAUGUCGUUUUCUGUUACAGCCCUCGUAUAGUAAAUGUAAUAUUCAAUGUUAUACCUCCAAAAAAAAAAAGGCAUGAUAUGAUGCUGGGAAGCCAGUAUUGUUGUUAAAGAUCUGCAUUUUAACCUCUCUUAACUGUCAAGUGCUAGUGUAUACACACACAGUCAACUACAUAGAUGCAACAACAGUCCAAGGCUUAGAUACAUGCACACAAUUUCAGUUGCUGAAAGAUAUAAACACACACACAAACACAUGCUUACAUGUACAGUAGACACACACACACACACAGUGAGUGGCGCCUAUAAGGAAUAUAAAUGCAGCAACAACAAAAAAAAAAAUAGAACUUAAAUUGCAAUGAUAUUUCUGCACUUUCAAAUCUACAAGCCAAACUUUUUAGGUGAUAUUCACUGAGAGCCAAAGGUGAUCCCCCUAAAAGCCCCAAUGGACAACAAGACCCGAACACCACUUGGGUAAAUAUUCUACAUAAAUAUAGGAUAUACCUAUCUCACCGUCAGUGAAGUGUGGUAUUAAUUGCAGAGGGGCUAAGUUAUAGAUUUCUCUAAUUAUAAUAUACUUUAUUUAUUUAUUUAAAAUGUAUUUAUUGGAAUUAAUUACAGCAAGAAAAAACAAAUGCUUUGUAUUUGCCUAGUCCUUGACCCACUGCUUGAUGUUAUUAAGAUGUGAAUUACACUUUGCCCAGAAGGAAUCAAUCAGUAUCUACAAUUAACACAAACUUAAAGUUGGCUUCAUAAUCUGCUUAAAAAUUAAUUUAAAAAACUUUUUAUUAACUGGCUGUCUAAAUCUUGGCCUAAUCGUGUAUUAAGCUAUUUAGGCCCAUGGGUGGGUGAUCACUUCAUAGUCAACUAAAGCAACAAAAAUUUACCAAUCAGAUUACCACUUAGCGAAACGACUUUGCUGCUAUAACAAACUGUAAAACCAGCUCUUACAGUCCAACCUAAUUAUCCUGUGGUCUGCUCCGAUGGUCCGCUGACAGAAUCGUGUUGUUGCUGAGGUCACAACCAAGCCAGAGUAGCGUUCGACAUCGGGUUCGAUUUCAUUACCACCGACCUUGUCAUGUGCCGUAAACCCCUUAAACAAUAAACCUAGAGCUCUAAUCCCCAACUCCAAAAACCACAAAAAAGAAAAAUAAAAAACGUUUGAGGGCUGCUGACCACUUUCUUUUUUUUGACAUUAUUACAACGCCGACCUUACUUUUGCUGUCUAACCUUUACUCUCUGAGCAUCGAAUGGUUCCCAACAGUCUGAGGUUAGGGUUGAGGAGGAUAAACACCCCUAGAGGGAUUUCUGAGUACUGCAGGUAGGGAGACUCCAUCCAGACAAGGCCUGUAAGUUUUGGUCUGCUGUGAAUUUGCAUGGUGAUUUCUGCUCGCAGUAAUGCCUGCUUUUUCCAGUCUUAGUGUACUUUUCUAACCAUUGUUGUUUUGAGGGUUUCGGAUUACCGUGAAUAAUUGGUUUUUAACACGGGCUGUGCGAUUAACUGUGCAAAAGACCUUCAGGGGUGGGGGUGGGGUGGGGGGAGGGGGGGGUGGGGCGGCAUAUAAAAACCUUCCCUUAAAGUCCGUGCCACAAGCUUCUCCACGUUGGCCAUGUUUUUGUUUUUUGGUGAUGUGCAUGGUUUUUUUUGCAAUUGUAUUUUUUUCCCCCUAAAUUCUGUAAAAACUGUAACUUGAAUCCUGCAGCUCCAAUAAUCAAUGUGGCUGACUGCAUGACUGUGCGUGUGUCCCCCCCCCCACCACCCAGAUUUGGGCCAGAGGGCCGAAUUUUCAGAGGAAUGGAUGGGGGGUGGGAAGGUCAAAGGUCAUCUGGGGCCUAGGCUUUGAGCUCAGCACUCCUCUGAAGAAGCCAAAGCAUUGUGUCUGUGUCCUCCGCAUCAUUGGACAGCAGGGCACAAAGCCAGUUACCUUUUGUUUACGAAAAAUCUCUCCUCCCUAACAAAAGAAGACAGCCACAUUUAAUUCCAUAAUCACCAUGACCAAUUAACAAUUUCCCCUUGACGUUAACUGUGGUAAAUUAAACUGCAUGUUGGACUAGUAACCAUUCCAAUUUUAAACUUUUUAAAUGGCUUGCUAUGUAGAAUUACCGCAUUUCUUUCCUUCCAUCUCUAUAGUACGUAGUAUCGAUGACGUAAUGAAAAUAGUAGUCUGUUCUCAUCUCGUACUUCUGUUCCUCCCGCUCCUUAAAAGUCCUACAGAAAGAUUACAGAGAUUUAUUCUUAAUAUUAUUUAUACUGUCAUGGGCUGAGAUGCAUAUUCCACAGUAUGCAUAUAUUAUGGUCUGGAUGAUGCGGUUACCGUGGUAUUUUGGCACUUUGACCGUAGUUUACAGUCAUGUGCGUUGACUCCCAUAAUCUGCCGCAACAAUUCUCCGUCUGGCCCCUUCCACUGGGUCCAAGCAGGCCCCACACGUGUUCUCUUCUACAAUAGAAACGGGGCUUGAAAUACUGACCUGGAAUAACCAAAGUAUUGAAGGUUCGAGGGGUGCACUCUACAACACAGUGACACGUGCUUAGGUGAACUACAUGUUAUCGAGGAUAGAAUGAUUAAGUAUGAGUAUGCAUGGACAUUGCAUGGUCUCAUGGCAACUGCACCGUAAGAAUUGUGUGUGUGUGUGUGUGUGUGUAUGUGUGUGUGUGUGUGUGUUAUUUUUUUCUUGGUCAAGAUUCUUGUAAGUGCAACACUAAAAAAAAAAAAAAGAUCUCUGUGGGGGAAAAAAAGUUUAUAACAUAUUGAAUAUUAAAAAAACUUUCCAGUCGAUUUAUAGCUGAAUGAGCUUCCAGAAGUUUCUGAAAUAUGUUUUUUCUGGGUUUCACUCAAAUUUCAGUUUUUAAAAAGUCGGAGCCCUUAAGUUUGUUUUUUUUUUUUGUUUUUGUUUUUUUGUUUUUAAAUUGGGGGUGAUGUCAUAUCUUCCCAUUGGAUAUCUGUGAGUGUAAAGUCUUCAUGUGAGGGGAGGUCAGGAUAUCUGGGGCUACCUCUCAAAACCAGACCUGUUCCACGUUUUGGGUCUCUCAGUUCGAAGGCUUUUCAGCUAAAGAAGCACCUAGCAGAGAUGGUAUUGGUUGUUCCCUUGAUUUUCUUGAUCGUCUGACCCUCUAGUAUUAAUGUUCAAAUUAUUUCCACAGGAGAACUUUUCUCUCUUAUUUUUGGUCAGGUCCCAUUGCUCCUUGGGAGAUAUUACACUGUUAUGACUUGCAAGUGUAAGACGCCACAGUCCUGGCAUAACCAUUAAUUUUCCACCAGAAAGGACCUUGAGAUUUAUCCAGAUUCCACACCAGUAUUCCUGUUCAGUACUAUCAUUGUAUGGUGGGAGUGGGGGGUUUGGGAAAGGUGCUAAGACAAGAUUUUAGAAAUACUAUUGUGAUCAUUAAGAUUAUAAUCAUAAAUAAUAAAAAAGACAUGAAAUAAAAAUGCAGUAAUGAUGCAACCUGGAGAGAAAAAAACGGCAAAAUGAUCAAAUUCAAAAUUAAGUAUUGAUUACACCACAGGCGACGAUUUAAAGAAUUCCAAGGAGUUAUGUGAACAAAAAUAAUAGUAGUGAUACUGAAUAUUGAAUGCUCGCAAUUUUGUCAAACUGAACUGGAUCUUUGUGUCCUGUAAUUAUUGUAAAUAUUUAAAGAGAGAAAAAUGAAUUGCAUGUCCAUGUAUAAAACUACUGAGAAACCUGUUCCUGUCAAAGUUGUGACGUUGUUCCGAUCUUUUCCCUGCCCACCCCUCCUCCACUCACUUCCUGUUCAAAUGCCGUUUUUUUUCCCCCCCCAUGGCAACGGGAGUUAAUGACUUCACAUGGACAAAAGUGCUUCCCUCCAUUUCUUUAUCUCAUAUAUAUAUAUAUAUAUAUAUAUAUAAAAUCACACCACAUUUUUAGAAUUUAUUUGUGACAGAUCUUAGCUUCCUGAUGGUUGAAAUGAGUUCCUGUAAGUUUCUCUGAAAAUAAGAGCAUGUUUGUCCUCGUCAUAUUGACUUCAAGAUUUAAUGUUGCUCCAAGACUUACCACCCCCCCCCCCCAAAUGGCAGCCAUUUUGGUCCGAGUUACCUUGUGCCUGCAGUGCAGAAAGACUAUUCGUCUGUGGUGUAAAAGUAACUCCUCCUGUUUAAUGUAAGAAAUGCAAUAACUACAAUACCAGAACUCAAUGGACACUGUUGUGUAACACCACUUAAGUUCCACUUAACGUUGAAAAGUAUUAAAACAUCCUUGGUGUAUAGCUAGCUAAUUGAAUUAGGUAUUUUCAAAGGCUACUCUUUCUAAAAAAAAAAAACAACCAUUUUUAUGCAAAUUCCACAUUUGGUUCCUUGUUGUAAUUGAAUAGUAGUAGUAAAAAAAAAAAUUCCCAGUGGUUUAUGACAAUGCAAAUCACGUGUGGGGAGAAAGUCUGAAGAUUGACAGAGUAGAAAGGACUUUACAUUUUCCUGGAACAAAACGAAACUUGAAACUCGAAAAUGGAUUCCACUUAAAAAAUAAAUAAAUAAAUAAAUAAAUAAAUAAAAAUCUGUGCAAUACAAAGAAAAGGGCUUCUCGAUUCAACCUCUACCACAAUAUUUUUUUAUUACCAAUUCAAAACGAUAGCUGGCAAAAAGCGAUUUGCAAAGUACGCUAAAGACCUUUUUUCUUUUAAAAAAAAAAAUCAGGACAUGUGGUGGUGAGGGUGGUGGACCGUGGGUUGAGAUUGGACGAGAGACACUAGAAUUUCAGAAGAAAAAAAAAAAAGAGAGAGAGAACUGGCAAUCGCAACUUUGACAGGAAUUGCAACUUUGUGUCCGGUUUUUUUUUUUUUUGUGUGUGUAUGUGUGCGUACUGUAUUGUAAAGAAUCUGUCCCCCCCUCCCCCCCCCCCACGCCCUCCCUCUCUCGUACUGCUGUGGGCUGUUUCGUUUAGUUGGUGUGAUGUGCCAGUAUUCCCCCUCCCCCCCUUGCGCUCUCUCUCCUCCUUUUCUCCAUUGAUCAUUAAGAUGACAACUCUAUGCAGAUGCUGUCUUUUAUAAGUGUGUCAAGUUUUAAUUUAAAAUAAAAAAAAAAAAA